Sciurus carolinensis (gray squirrel) is the source of this 2092-nucleotide messenger RNA. RefSeq lists its product as uncharacterized. Lineage: Eukaryota; Metazoa; Chordata; Mammalia; Rodentia; Sciuridae. The transcript is spliced from 6 exons. The record is from RefSeq and is a predicted model, not a curated record. Bases 1 to 927 code for a protein of 308 amino acids.
AUGGCCGCCCCCUUGCAGGCUCCGCGAAUCCUGGCUCCAGCUGCUGGCAAGGACAUUCAGUCACAGGGACAUGGGAGCAGCCACGUGGCUGUGGAGAUAGAGGUGGCCACAGCUGGUCACCGCCACACAGUGAUUUCCAUCCAUCCGGGAGCUGAAAGAGGCGGGCGUUCCCCCGAGAGCCUCGGGGGACAGCAGGCUGUGGCCCUGGAUUGCGGCCUGCAGCCGCCGCCAGAGCCACGUCGGUACAUCUCUGUGGUGCCAGGAGCACCCGGCUCGGCAUGCAGGGCCCAGCCCUGGAAUCUCAAGAGGGCUCUCGCCUGUCCAAACAUCCUCUCCCGCUGCUGUGACGGCUCUCCACGUGGAGAGGGCGGAGGGCCAGCCCAGGAACUUCCGCGGAGAGGAGAAGUGCGGGCAGAGGCUGGGGCCCCGGGUCCUGGCGUCCGGGCAGGUGCCUCAGUUAGCCUCCUGCUCCGGCAGCAGGGACCCCAAGUUGAGAUUCCCACUGUUUUCUGCUCAGCUAAAGCCUCAGCCACGGCCAUUAGGAGAGCCGCCCUUGGGGCACCAGCCACACCCCGUGGGAAGCUGCUUUGGCGACUGGCUGCAGAGCCGGGGGCACCUGUGCGGGGUCAUCUCAGAAGCAGGACAGACUGGUUCUCAGAUGGUCCCAAACACCGGCAUGUAAGGACCACCUGGGGUCAAGAGACACGAGUCUACCUGGGAAGCAGCAAGGCGUCAUCAGCGACCGUGUUGCCAGCUGCUGCAGCGCACCAGCUGCAGGCGGCACCCCAGGUCCCAGGGCUCUGUGGCCUGGCAAGAGGCCACGGUGUGGACGAGGCUGAGGACCAGGCAGGGAGGCCUGCUUCCUGUCCGAGACCCCCUGGCGGGACUGGCCCAGACUCCCGUGAGUGGGGAAGAGGACCGCGCUAGGCCAGGGACUCUGGACGGCUCUCCAGGCCUCUGGCCCACACUGGGGCCACCUCCUCCCCAGAGGAGUCCCAACUUUGUGGACUGCAGGGUGGCCCCUGCCUCGGAGGCGCUCCCUCGUCGCUCCUGGGACGCUGGCCUUCGGGGACGCCGGGAGCUCCCGUGCCAAGAGGGACCCAGCCCCCUUCCUGCCUGCCCGGGGUCCCCAGAGCCGCCACAGGAACGCAGGAGUUUGAAUUCACCUUCACGAGUUUGCAAGUGGCCUUGACCCCAGCCCCUGGGGGUGGGCACAGGGACGCCCGUCCCCACCCUGAGCAUCCGAUGCGGGCGCUGGGGGCUGAGCGGUUCCCAGUGCCGGAGGCUAUUCUUAACCAGCGGCUGCGCCCAGGGCUAAAAAUACGCCCGCAGGCCUGUGGGAAAGCUGCCCGCGCUAUUUCCGCUGCUUUGUGCUCGGGCUGGGACCCCUGGGUGCUGCCAGGGUGGGGAGGGCCGCCCCCUGUGCUGCUGAGCCCUCGGCUGCACUGGGCCACCCGCAGCCUCUGCUGCUGUCCCGGGAGGCGGAGGAGCCCAGAGUCCCAGCUCCUUCACUUUGGUUUCGGGGAAACUGACUCAAGAGGGAAGCGAGUCCCUGAGGCCAGAGCGGGGACUGAGAGGGGAGGCCCGGCGCCCUCUCCCUGGGAGGCCCUCACCCGGGUGGUUCCGAGCGACUUCCCAGACCACGGACAUGUAGGUCCCCCGAGCCUUGUCCCCCCAGUCAGUGGACAUGGCAAUGUGGGCCCCUUGCUCUGUCACGUGGAUGCGAAGUCCACAGCCCAGGAACCUGAGGCUCAGCUCUAGGUGGCCACUAUGAGGGGCCAGGCCACUGCCCAGCGGUCAGUGUGGGGACCUCCUAUGGCCCCUCUCUGCCUGCAAGGCCCGCUCAGGGUCCCUGCGCCUGCCGGUGUCGGGUGGGCCUCGUGCUCUCGGGUGGGAGGGCCCUGCCCGUGGAGGUGGCCUGCCACGGCGGCCCCUGUGGCCAGCAGCCGUGAGCCAUCUCCACCAAGGAAGAGCCCUGGCAGGUGAGCGUGCCCAUCUUCCGGACGGGCGGCACCACGUGCCCCGUGCCCCACCUGCCCCGAAGCUUCCCGAGCCGGCUGAGGGGCCCUGCCCACCAUGCCCCAGCACCAGA